AGCACGGCAAAAGUCACCGCUCCUCUGCCUUCUAGCAGCCAACACCGCAACGAGGGAGGCAGAGAUCAGCAACGGUGACGUGAAACGAAACCAGCACCGAGUCCGUACCCGCGACUCCAGGAGGAUUAAUUAGUAAACUAAAGCUCUCGGUAACCGGACGCCGCUGGUGGUGCUGGCUCGGAGCUCGGCAGAGGACACAGGGCCACCGGCGCAUGUGGAGGUUGUGUUUUUCAGAGAAGGCCAGGAGGAGCAGACUUGGAGGAAAUUGAGAGAGACGCCGCUCAGCAGCAGCAGCAGCAGCAGCCUGCGCAGUUUAGAGAGAGUACGGCAUGAGGGACUUCACCCCCAAACUGCGCACCGACUCUGCAGGAUGCACCCCUGCAGCUGUGUAGCUGCUUGAGGACGCACUGAGACGAGCUCGUUCCGGACGUGUGCAAGAAUCUCUGAGGGAUUGGGCCUGACUGGUUUCUGACCGCAGCUGCAACAUUUGGUUUAUCGUUCCUGCUCUCCCGAGAGCCGUGCGCUGUGGCCUUGUAGCGGACAUGGGAAAUGUAAACAGUAAUCGGGCUGGAUUUUAAACUACGCACACGUCCCAAGUCUGCCUCCUCCUCCCGGGCCGUCCGAGACGGAGAUGGAGACGGAGAGGAUCGUGCAUGAGCAGGAGGGAGAGGCUGAGCCGCCCAUGCACCACGUCCAUGGAACCAACCGGAUUAGACCGUCCUCAUACCGGGCCCUGCGCAGCGCCGUGUCUACCCUGGCCCGCCUGGAUGACUUCAGCCGCGAGAAGAUCGGCGCAGGGUUCUUCUCCGAGGUGUUCAAGGUGCAGCACCGUGUGUCCGGUCAGGUGAUGGCUCUGAAGAUGAACAUCCUGGCCAGUAACAGGGCCAACAUGCUCAGGGAGGUCCAGCUCAUGAAUCGACUAUCGCACCCUAACAUACUCAGGUUUAUAGGCGUGUGUGUCCAUGAGGGGCAGCUCCAUGCUCUCACAGAGUACAUCAAUGGUGGAAACCUGGAGCAGCUGUUGGGCAGCGACGUGUACCUGUCGUGGAGUGUGCGACUCAGCCUUGCUCUGGAUAUCGCCCGGGGACUGAAGUACCUGCACAGCAAGGGCAUCUUCCACAGAGACCUGACCUCCAAGAACUGCCUGGUGCGCUGGGAAGGUGGCGUGUGCUCGGCUGUGGUGGGAGACUUUGGCCUGGCAGAGAAAAUACCAGAUUACAGUGAGGAAGAAGGCCAGGAGCCUCUGGCUGUGGUCGGCUCCCCCUACUGGAUGGCUCCGGAGGUGCUCAGAGGAGAGGUGUAUAAUGAGAAGGUGGACGUGUUUGCAUACGGUAUCAUCUUGUGUGAGAUCAUUGCGAGGAUACAGGCUGAUCCCGACAUCCUGCCACGCACUGAGGAUUUUGGUCUGGAUGUGGAGGCCUUUCGACAUAUGGUGGCAGACUGCCCGUCUCACUUCCUGAAUUUGGCUAUCGCCUGCUGUAAUAUGAACGCAAAGCUCCGUCCAGCUUUCUCCCAAAUCGUAGCAGAGCUGGAGAAGAAACAAGCUGAGAGAAAACAGAAGGCCGAACCAGCUGUCAAAGAAGCAACUUCUCCGCCUGUCAGCCCUGUGCGAAGGCGAUCCCUCGGCCUGCUGUUAGACCAGCGUCUCUCCCGCAGCAAAUCCGACAUGCUCCAUCCUCCAGAGACGCUGCCUCCUGCUACCUUGGCUCCUCCUGCUCGGGUUAACCCCUUCUCCCAGAGGGAGGACCUCAAAGGCGGGAAGAUCAAGCUGUUUGACACGCCCAGCAAGUCGGUCAUCUCCCUGACCUUCACGCUGCCUCCUCCACCAGACUGCGAUGACACCGCUGCAUCUGAUGCGGAUGCCGUCGACAUGCCCAGGAGGCACAGGCGCUGCCACUCGCUGCCUUGCACGCCUCCUCCACACCUCACGUCGGCACCGAACACCGUCCUCUCUGAGGAGUCUCCGUCUGAGAUGGAAGUGAACGAGGCAACUGAGGAGGACAGUCUUCUAGAAGAGAAGGAUGCUUACAGGGCGAGUGAUUCAGGCCUCCCUCUGUCUCUUGAGGCGCUGUCGGUAAACAUGUUCGACCAUGAGAAAGAGAAGCGGCAGCAGGAGGAGGAAGGGAGGGAGGAGGAGCCAAUGGACUGCACUAGUUCCCCAGACAUGCAAGACAGCACUUCGUCUGCUUACUCCAAACUUUCCUCUCCUCCUUCCCAUUUCUCAUCUCCCUUAGAACCAUCCAGUCCUCCUUUCUCAAACGGCUGGGGGUCGGCCAUCUCUAACGGGCCUCCGUGCCUCCCGCCGCUCUCCAGUUUGGUCAACAACAAUGUGGUUGUGAGUCGACCACUGGGCUGGAGCACCGCCACCAACAGCACUCCCACAACCAACAACAAUGGCUACCACUCCCCAACAGGAGACCCCGCAGGCUCUUCUCCCUUUGGCUCUGGCAGCGGACACUCUCUGGACCAGGAGGAGGUCAUCUCCUCAUGUCCCGGCUGCUGCCUGGCUGGCCUCCGGUUCCCCUCAGUGUGUCUGAGAGCUCCUCCACGGCGUAACCCUUACAAGAACUUGAACGGAGACCACGCGGCCUCUCACGGGCUGCUUUGUUCGGGACCCAAGGGCCUGCCGCCCUCCCCCACACCCACAACCACGACCACCAGCCUGGAGCCGGGACUCGCCUUGCCUGGGGUGCAAACAUAAACCCUAAUUCUUCAACACCAAAUACACGCAGAGCAGACAUGGAAACUGUGCACCAAAAGGUCACACUCUGGGGAAUUAAGCAGGUCCUCUUUAAAAUUUGCACAGAUUUUAACGCAGCAAUACUCUGCUUAUUUUCCAGACACACUUUUUGGCGCACAGGUGACUCUUAAGUGUUCGGGUCGCUUUACAGAGAGACUCCAAAACGGGCUGAUUUUCUCCAAUAAAGCUGUGGGACGUAAAACUUUUCAGGCGACGCCCUCUGCUGGACUGAGGGCAGCACAGCCUGUGACGUCAGCCGUGCCUGUAUAGAUCUGAACGGCAGCGUCCAGAACUGAUCAGCAUGUAAACACUCCAGUCUGGGAUCCGGUUCAGUUGGAUGUUGAAUAUUUGCAGAUGUAAAGAUUGAUAUGUCAGAGGAUCCUGGAAUGAGGAAUGUUCAGCUUAGUAUUAUCGUUGUUGCAAUGAUGUUCGGUGCUGAAUGAACAGGCAGUUUUGCUUUGAUGUCUUUAAUUAUCAGGUGUAUGAUGCUCUGCUGAGGUGUGUUUGUGAAUUGAAUGCAGGUGCGUGUGUGUGUGUGUGUGUGUGUGUGUGUGUGUGUGUGUGCUCUACACCAUUCUUAAGACUAUUUUUGUUGCUGUAUGAUCUCUGGUCCUUCUGAUUGCCUGGUUAAGCACUUCAGCUGUAUUAUUGUUAAUAAGGAAACUGUUUAUCAUUUGGGAAUGAAGGUCUUUGACCUGCUUAAGAGAUGUACAGAUUCUUAUUAUUUAAACAUGGCAUUGAAUAAAAAGACAGAAUGCACUCAUA
This is a messenger RNA of Oreochromis aureus, 3505 nucleotides long. RefSeq names its product testis associated actin remodelling kinase 1b (gene tesk1b). The transcript is spliced from 11 exons. NCBI's taxonomy places the organism in Eukaryota, Metazoa, Chordata, Actinopteri, Cichliformes, Cichlidae. The record is from RefSeq and is a predicted model, not a curated record. Gene Ontology annotation, molecular function: protein serine/threonine kinase activity; ATP binding. Gene Ontology annotation, biological process: actin cytoskeleton organization; positive regulation of stress fiber assembly; protein phosphorylation. Gene Ontology annotation, cellular component: nucleus; cytoplasm. The coding region runs from base 632 to 2701 and encodes 689 amino acids.